AUGAUCAAAAAAUUGAUCUUUUUUUCAAUUUUUAUUUUUUUUAUAAAAAUAAAUUUAAUAUGGUGUGGAAUCAUUUCGUCAAGCUCAAUUGAAUCUUGUACUCUCGAUGGUACUGAAUUAGCUGACCAAGAUAAAACAAAUUUAAAAUGUGAUAAAAAAUUAGUAGUUUCACUUUACAUAGAUUCACAAAAAGAAAAUUCAGAAACAUUUAAUUUUCAAGUUAGUGAAAUUAAAGAUGAAAAUGGUAAAUUAAAAACAUUAGUUAUACCAAUUUCAGUAAAAUUUAAAAAAUCAGAAACAUUUAUAAAUUAUCCAUUAGUUUAUGUACAAAAUGUAGCUUAUCAACCAAAAGAAACUGUUAUUUAUAAAACUGAUUAUGUUUUAACUAGUGGUUGUAAAGAUAAACCAACUGAUCAUACAUGUCCAGGUGCAAUAGAUGCCAAUGGUAAAUUAAUUAGAGACAGUCAAGGAUUUUGUUGUAGUUGUUCUUUUUCAGAUUAUGUUGGUGCCGAUCAAAAUUCAAGAGCAAAUUUAGGUUGUUCAUUAUUAGGGUCCAAAUCAUCAUCAGCACAUUGUUUAUCAUUUAGUUCGGUGAAAUAUGAUGUUUAUAAUGUUGCAAAAACUCAAGUUGAAUAUACAAUAACAGCGACAUUAACCUAUAGUUAUAAUCAAAAUCCAAUCACUCAAGAUAUUAUACUAUCAAAUUCAGCUCCAAUGGGUAUGGAUACAUUUAGUCAAGCAAUUGUUAGAAUUAUUGGUGAUUUUCAAUCAUCGACUCAAAUCAAUCAAUUCACUGAUAAGAAAGUGGUAUUUCCCUACAAUCAACCAAAUUCUAUAAACACUUGUAUGGUGUUGGAUCAGAAUUUCUUUGAUUUAUCAGGUUUAACUUGUAAUAAAAUCGGUGUUUCCUAUAGUGCUUUUCAAAAUCAACCCAAUAGUUGUGCCGCUUUAUUUGGUUCUUGUCUUCAAAAUCAAAUUGCAGAUUAUUAUAAUGCCGAUGUUGCAUUGAUUUCCAGUGGUAAGAAGGGAAAUUAUAUAGCCUCUCAAUUGGGUACAAAGGUUCAGAUUGCAGGUAAUCAAGAUUCAAGAUCUUUGAAAAUUAGAUUUGAUGAAUCCCAUAGAACAAUGUUAACCAUUACAUUGAAAGCCGAUUCACUUCAAUAUAUUGUUAAUAUUUCACCUGGUAAAAUUAUAAAUUACCAAAUCGAUAGAUUUGAAUCAAUGUCAAAAAAUGGUGUACUAAGAGUAAACGUCCAAAAUACUGGUACAAUCAAUGCAGACUAUACAAUGACAAUCAUUAAUUGUACUGGUGAUAUUAAUCCUAUCAAUAAUCAACAAGUAACCAUUAAAUCAAAGGAAAUUUAUAGUUUUGUAUUUCAAGUUUAUACUACUUCAAAAUUAGAUUCAUCAUAUCAUUGUUUUGGUGAUUUAUAUAAUGAAGUGGCUCAAGUUAUCGAUAGUAUAAGAAUUAAUUUUAAUACUUCUGAUACUGAAAUUGAUAAUGGUGCUCAAUCUGGUGAUAACUCUUUAGAUGGUGAUUCUUUAAAUAUUGGUUCUGAAUUUACUUGUGAUGAUGUUUGUCCAAAUUUGUAUGUAAUUAAAAAUAAUAAUAAUAAUAAUAAUAACAAUAAUAAUAAUAAUAAUAAUAAUAAUAAUAAUAAUAAUAAUAAUAAUAAUAAUAAUAAUAAUAAUAAUAAUAAUAAUAAUAAAAAAAACUAA
Messenger RNA from Dictyostelium discoideum AX4, 1719 nucleotides. RefSeq lists its product as hypothetical. The coding region runs from base 1 to 1719 and encodes 572 amino acids. The transcript is spliced from 2 exons. The record is from RefSeq and is a predicted model, not a curated record. NCBI's taxonomy places the organism in Eukaryota, Evosea, Eumycetozoa, Dictyosteliales, Dictyosteliaceae.